Messenger RNA from Cinara cedri, 1059 nucleotides. NCBI's taxonomy places the organism in Eukaryota, Metazoa, Arthropoda, Insecta, Hemiptera, Aphididae. The record is from the annotation of a GenBank genome assembly.
AUGUUGCCCAAAAAAAUACCUAAAACUCAAUAUAAAUUGCGAUUAACAAAAGGCAGUGGUAAAGGUAUAUUGAAUUGGAUAAAUAUAAAAUUUAAUUUACACGAUGUUAUAUUUUUUAUAUUAUGUGCAACAUUAGGAUCAUUUUACAUAUUCAUCAAGGUAUAUUUUAAUUUAAAUUUAUUUUAUUAUUAUUUUAUUUUAUGGUUUUAUUUUUAUUCUAGCAUUGGAUUGUAAACAAUAUAUUUGUUCUAAUAUUCGCUAUAGUUAGAAUAAAAAGGGAAUACUUCAGUAAUAUUAGAAUUGGUUUAUUCUUUUUAGUAAUUUUAUCAUUCAUCAUUGAAAUGUUGAUCUUUGAUACUAAUGGUAUGGCAAUAGUUAACAAAUCUUUUCAUGCUCCGACCAAAAGUUAGUUCUCAUUGUUCUAAAAAAAAUAUUUAACUUGUUUAAUUUAAUAUGAUAAAUAUACGUGGUGAUAUAUAUCUGUGGCUUGAUGUAACAAUAGCAAAUGUAUAUAAAAAAAAAUAUAAUACAAUAAUUAUGUACUUAACAUUAGAUUUCUGUAAAGAAAUUAUUAUUUUUAUACUGGCUCUUUUUGCAUUAAACCAUAUAUGUAUGUAUUACAUAUAUAUAUAUAUAUAUAGAUGUAAUCUAAUUAUUUAUGUUCAUUUUUUGUAUUUUAGUUAUUUUUCCUCUAGAUUUGUUGGAAAAUGGUAUUUUUGAUGCUAACAAUUUUGCUGUGUUGAGCCUAGGUGACAUUGUUAUUCCUGGAAUAUUUAUGGCUUUCUUAUUGAGGUUUGACCAAAGGUAUCUAGUUUUUUAAAUAAAUUUAUCCAUUUUAAUACAAACUAAUUUUUUUUUUAUGUUUAUAGUUUAAAGCGUAAAAUAAAUAUAUAUUUCAAUGCAUCAUUUUUGGCCUACCUUUUGGGCUUACUUGCUAUAGUUAUCGAGAUGUGUAUAUAUAAAACUACACAACCCACUUUAUCACUCUUGAUACUUGUAAGUUGCAUUACUUCACUACUAGCUUUAAUAUUUGGAGAUUUUAAGGCAUUAUUCAGGUAA